CAGCAAUGAGUUGAUUGUGAGUCCGAUGUUGAGAAUUACUACGUGUAGUUUGAUUACGGAAAGUCGGUUGAACUGAAGAGCAAAGGCAGUCAUUUCUGGCAGGCCCUUUCCCGCUAUUUGCACCCCAGCCGGUCUGGUGCGUCUUACUCUUACAUACGACAACAAAAAAAGUUUCUCUUGCAACGGCAACGCACAACUGAUAAAGCAGACUCCAAAAAAAUGGCCACCUUCAUCGUCCCACCCGAACCUCCCCUCUUCACUGCCACUCUCGAGGAGUUGGACAAAAUUUCCUUUCGCGAGUUCACCGCCGAGCAAUACGACCAGUGUGACAAAUAUCCACAGCAAAUUUCUCGUACACGUACAAAUGCGGCCCCUGCAUGGCAAAACUUGGCUUCCAUCCUGGUUUAGCAUGGCAAGUUUUAGUACACUCCAAGUUGGUGAAAAUUGUGUUGCAUCUUGUGCAUGUAAGGGAAAUUUGUAUUGCAUAACAAAGACAAAAUCCCACCCGGCCAACUCCUGAUCGCGGUGAAGAAUGUCGGAAUUUGCGGGUUAUCCAGGAAAAAUUACCCAUCCCCAUCCAAUUUGUCAUGCAGACCAUGCAUAAUUUUAAUUUGUAGUGUGUGUCAUGCAAAACAUGGAUGGGGAUGGGUGGUUUUUCCUGGAUACGGGUCCGACGUCCACUACUGGAAGCAUGGGCGGAUUGCCGACUUUGUCGUGGAACAACCGAUGAUUCUGGGCCACGAGUUAUGAGAGUGCACAACCUUCCCUCCCCCUCCCCCUCAUUUGUAUUCCAUGAACAGCAAUACAAACAGCACCACACGUGGAGCCAGUGCAUGACAACUUCCUGAGCCUACUGUAGUACUGUUUCAGAUCCCGGAAUCUGUCAUGCAGACCGUGCCGCAACGCCACGAUAGGAUUUCGGAUUUUGCAUGACAAAGGAGAGGGAGGGGGAGUUGUGCAUUCUCAUACGAGUGCACUGGGGUGGUGGUAGGGGUCGGACCGAGCAGCGGAACAACAAGUGCUGGCUAUCCUGUGCAAAAGUAUCGUACUCGUAUAAAUGCAUACAAAUUUCCUCAGCGUGAGAGCUGGAAUUUGUCAUGCUGUUUUACCUUAAGGACAACAUUUGUCAUGCACAACUGCGAUGUUUAGUACGUGUGCGAUACUUUUGCACAGGAUACUGCCGCUCCCUCCACAACUCUCCUCCAAGUCGGCGACCGAGUGGCGCUGGAGCCCGGAAUUCCCUGCGAGCAGCCGGAUUGCGAGAUCUGCAUGACAAAGUCCACAGUCGCAGCGCCGGCGGAGUACGGCAAAGAGAUGAAGUUCAAAUACAACCUUAUGGGGGUGUCAGGAUUGCAAGCGCCUUCAGAGUCGAGAUAGUUUGUCAUGUAUAAAAUGCAGCCCACAGAGUGCCUGUCGUGCAGAGUAGGCAAGUGAGGCAGAUUGUAAGCCUGUUGAGAGGUAAAAACUGAGCUGCUAAAGUAGCAUGACAAAAGGCGUCUUCCUUACCCAAACAGCAUGACAAACUGGAUUUCGGCCCUACCCAAAUUUGUCAUGCGCUACUUGGGAGCUGGAUUACAACUUUCACCCAUUUUAUGCAUUACAAGUUAUCUACUUAACUUUGUCGAUUUCAAUCUUGACACAUCCAUAAACCUCUGCCCCAGGGUAAAAUUCUUCGCGACGCCACCGAUUGACGGUAUCCAAGAAAAAAACGUUGUUAGUGUAAAUUUGUGAUGCGCAACAUGCAAGAUGAUUGCGUCUGUCAUGCUUAGCAUGCAUCGUAGCGCCCACUAAAGGGCGUUUUCGCGUGCUAUCUGCGCAUGACAGGUUUUUGCUGUCAUGCCAGACAAUGCUGUUCCUCCAAAAAAGUUACACCUACAAUCUUUUUUCCUGGGAUAGACGGGUCUCUGCGAACAGUAGUUACCCACCCGGCGAAAUUUUGUUUCAAGCUCCCAGACACGGUCAGCUUGGCGGAGGGGGCGCUGUGCGAGCCGUUGAGUGUGGGGGUGUACGCGUGUGGACCGGACAAGGGGCAGGUAAAGGAGGGGGACUCGGUAAGUAUUGGAAAGAAUUUAUUUUUCAGAAUUGUUCAUCGUUUGUGAUCAUAUGCUCUUGCAUUUGCAAGCAGAAAGGAAAACUGUAGCUGUGUGCACAAAAUCCUCGUGCAGCUGGAAUAGGGAUGAAGAUACCAGCUCAAUUUAACAAAAGCAGCCUAGUCGCAUCACAACACCGACGCGCGAGCUGUACGCCGCCCGCGCAAAACUGUCGCAGCUAUUCGCCGUUGCUGCCCACGUUGCGUUCUGCUUCUGAUGCGCCGCCGCCCGCGACUCUACCUCUAAUAAGAACGCAGGAGAUUUCUUCCUGGGGCUUUGCGGGUCAGCACAAGUGCGAGGAGGUAGCUGCUGGUAACAUGAUGAGCGCGCGCUGCCCACCGUGCACACGUGUAGUGCGUGGCACUUGCGAGAAAGUUUGGGAAUGUGAUAAAACAGGUAAGAUCAAGUUUUCAACAACAUGCCUUCUGAGCCAAAUGUAGAGUCAAGAAAAGAACCCAUGCUGCGAUUGAAAAAUGUAAAUGCUAAACUCAAAUAAAACUUGGGCCUCCGAGACGCAGCAACACAAUAACUUCCGUUUGAGCUAUGCUGCUGAAAAUGCUCUAUCAUGUUCAUCCUCCGUGUUCCACUAUCAGGUCAUCAUCUUUGGCGCCGGACCGGUCGGCACCCUUUGUGCCCUUGUCGCAAUGGGCCUCGGGGCAAAGAAGGUGGUGGUCUGCGACGUGGAUGUAAACCGAUUAAAAUUUUUACAAGACACUUUCAACGACGAGUAUGAAGGUGAAAAAUGAAAAUUCUGUCAGAGGAAGUCAUCUGCUGCAUGGUUGAAAAUCAAAAUUUUAUGGUUGCAUCGAUUUAGAGCACUAGUUCUUGACAAAACUACAUAAAUCUGCAUCUGUUCAACCCCGACGGCAAUUUUUCAUCACUUUUUCGCCUUCCAUACCCCCCAAGACCGGCUCUCCACGCACUUCACCGGUAAUGGCGCCACCGCCCGGGAUUCAUCCACGGAGGCAAUGGAGAAAUUCAACAACGGACAGCUCUACGACUGCGCCAUCGACUGCUGUGGCGUGGCCACCGCGAUUAGCUGUGCGAUCUACAGCACAAAACCGGGAAAAAGGGUGGUAUUGGUCGGGAUGGGCGGAAAUUUUUCCAAUAUACCGCUAAUCGACGCAAGUAUCCGGGAGGUGGAUUUGGUGGGGGUUUUUCGGUACCGCUACACCUACUCGACGUGCAUUCAAAUGCUCGCGGAGAAAAAGAUCGACGUGUCGAAGCUGAUCACGCACAAAUUUCUAUCACAGGAAAAAAAAAUUAACGGUAACGGAAUUUGCGAUGCAGCAAUGCAUCGCAAAGCGUAAGUACCCAAAUUUGUCAUGCCUAGCCUGCGUGCUAGCUUGUUUUUGUGAUGCACUACUGCAAUCUCUAACCUUCUUUCUUGUGAUAAUUUCCAUUCAGUCAGGAGGGCGUGGAAAACGCGAUGGAGCAUUGUAGUAUCCAGGGAAAAACACCCUUCCACAUCCAAUUUGUCAUGCAAAACAUAAGUACAUAAAGUCCUGCGCUUGUCAUGCAAAAAAUGGAUGCUGGAACUGGAUGGGUUUUUUUCUGUGGAUAUGUAGGACGGGGAAGGACGGGUGUGUGAAAGCGAUGUUGGAGUUGUGA
This is a messenger RNA of Amoebophrya sp. A120, 3701 nucleotides long. Lineage: Eukaryota; Dinophyceae; Syndiniales; Amoebophryaceae. The record is from the annotation of a GenBank genome assembly.